GGAAUGUGGAGCUCGUCCGCGAUUUGACCGAAUGGUCCCGACUUUUCUGUGGGCUUCGGCUGGGCACCAUGAUGCUACUCCGCUCGAAGCAGCCCUGAGGCCAAACCGGAAGGGCUCGUGUGAUUGUCCCCCGUACCUGACGUCGGGGUACAAAUACCACAUCGCGCAUGCAGAUUUUCAGUUACGUCUCCUCGGCGACCGCUUCACUGUCACUCCCUGUAUACUAUGGCCGGAUCCCCUGUACACAGACAUCCCGCGCCCCAUGCGCACUCCCGCCGUCGCCCCGGCUUGGUGAAGGUGCACCAUACGUGGCACGGAGAAGUCCCAGACCGGACUCACUUUGAGGACUUCAUGCGAGAAAUUGGUGUCAAUGCUGAGGAGCUACACCCGUGCUGUAUGCCACGGCCAGGUAAACUAAACUUGUGUUGGGUUUCGGAACGAGAGGCUGAACGUGUACCCGUUCGAUACACAGUAGUCAAGGAAUCCAGGCGUAUCCGCUCUAUGUCAGAGCCAAGCGCUUCGACAGCGCCACAUGAAAACGUCGCUCUCACAUCCCACCCGGCGACAGAUCGCGGGCGAUCUGUAACUAUUCGCCGCCAGUCACUCCCCGUUACCGCCAAACGUCCGCUCUCUCCCCCGGCUAUCUCGUCUUCUAGGAGGCCAUCGCCGCCUUCGCGCGUUGCGAGUGUCAUCUCCCGUGGCGGAGAAGAAGCAGAACGCACUCCUGCGCCGCCGCAGAAGGCCCCGCCUCUCAUUGCACUCUACACCCAAAAUCACGGCGCCUCAUACCUCUGCACAUCCGUGUCAGCUGACCAGGCCCUUCGCAACUCGAUGCGUGCCACGCUGGUGCGUGAAGUCCCACGCGAAUCUGUAGCUCCGGCACACGUCCAGGACCAGGAGCUCUGGGAGCCCCUUCCCCAGUGCCCGGCACUCGUCCCCAGCAAGCGUCCACCGCCGUCCUCUAGGAACCCCACAAAGCCAAACCUUAGUCGUGUACCCUCUUUCGCGUCCCUCGAGACCGUCUCCUCUUCCGAGGGACCGGAGACACCACGAGGCCACUCGCCUCUUCAUUCACCUUCUCAUAUGCUGAGCCCCACGCUCUCGAACCUGGAACAGAAAUCCCGCCUGCGCGUGCCGGGGCAAUGCGUCGCGUGCAAACGGACCGGGCACAACUUCCCGAGCUGUCCCGCGUGCGGAGACAUGUGGUGUUCGAGGGAGUGUCGUAUCCAAGCUACCGCGGGUAGAAAGCACGUCUGCCCCAGCAGGAAGGACACUCAUAGUUCUGAGGCCACUUCCAGCGUAUCGCUGGAGGUCGUUGCCGACAGCUGAGAUACGCUUUAUCUUCUCGGUAUAUAAAUGUCCGUUUUUAUCGCGUAUGCACAAGAACAAGAACAAGAUGCAUGGAUAGAUUAUUGCUUAAGACGUAUAUACCCUGUAUCAUGUUAUCUUUGUCUCCGCGCUCCUCGUGGCGCUGUGUAUUGUAUUGUAACCUUAUACAAGAUCCUCACGUCCUGUUCUGAAUGGGGUGGCAACCGUGGCUUGGUGACGCUAAGAAUGCAGGAGCUAGAAGCUGACAAGAGGACAGCUGUGCAGCGGAUCAUGCAACGACCAACACCUGACCUGC
Molecule: messenger RNA, 1624 nt
Organism: Phanerochaete carnosa HHB-10118-sp
Lineage: Eukaryota; Fungi; Basidiomycota; Agaricomycetes; Polyporales; Phanerochaetaceae
Exons: 4
Coding region: 226-1329 (367 amino acids)
Source: RefSeq, a predicted model, not a curated record